Odocoileus virginianus texanus is the source of this 474-nucleotide messenger RNA. RefSeq names its product H2B.K variant histone 1 (gene H2BK1). Gene Ontology annotation, cellular component: nucleosome. Gene Ontology annotation, molecular function: structural constituent of chromatin; DNA binding; protein heterodimerization activity. NCBI's taxonomy places the organism in Eukaryota, Metazoa, Chordata, Mammalia, Artiodactyla, Cervidae. The record is from RefSeq and is a predicted model, not a curated record.
AUGGUGUCUAAACCCCCGAAGAGCUCGCGAUCUAAUGGGAAAGCCAAUAAGACAGAAAAGGGCAUAAAUCAGACGUGGGAGGAGGCCGCCGGGAGGACCAGGAGGAUGAGCGCUGAGCACGGACAGCUGCAGCAGUCUGGGGGCCGGCGAGGCCGGAGUCCUGGGGACAAGAAGUCCAGAAGGCGCAGCCGGCGCAAAGAAACCUACUCGAUGUACAUCUACAAGGUGCUCAAGCAGGUGCACCCCGACAUCGGCAUCUCCUCCAAGGCCAUGAGCAUCAUGAACUCGUUUGUGAACGAUCUGUUUGAGCGGCUGGCUGGCGAGGCCGCCCGGCUGGCCCAGUACUCGGGCCGAACCACACUGACAUCCCGGGAGGUCCAGACGGCCGUGCGUCUGCUGCUGCCUGGAGAGCUGGCCAAGCAUGCUGUGUCCGAGGGCACCAAGGCCGUGACCAAGUACACCAGCUCCAAAUGA